ACCCCGUUGGGCUCAGAGAGUUGCUGCUCGUCUCCUGUCUUAUAUCAGUAUCUUAUUGUUCUGUUAGUUGUGCCACUGCAUUGUUUUAAAGGACAAGCGUGCAUGUGAAGUUGUUUUCAGGAAAGACUUGUUAACAUUUGGACUUUGGAUCCCUCUGGAUGUUGAGUGUGCGGGCUCUGUUUGGGAUCGGAUUCCUGGUGACCUCAAAGGCCGCCACAGUCCUCGCUCAGACAGGGACAUGUCCGCUGUCCACUGCCGCUAACAAUCACAAGAGGGACUGUUUCAGCAGCAGACCUGCAUCCACGAUGGCCCAGAGCAUCAAAUAUCUCGGGCAGGAGGAGGCCCAGCACAUCGAUGAGGAGCUCUUCAGUGAGUAUGGCUUCAGUGUGGACCAGCUGAUGGAGCUGGCUGGACUGAGCUGUGCCACAGCUGUCGCCAGGGCCUAUCCAGUUACCUCCCUGAUGAAGGCCAGACCUUCUCUGCUGGUCAUUUGUGGACCAGGAAACAACGGUGGCGAUGGCCUGGUCUGUGCCCGACACCUGAAACUCUUUGGUUACGAGCCCACCAUCCUCUACCCGAAGAGGCCCAACAAACCUCUGUUCCAGGGCCUGACCACACAGUGCCAGAAAAUGGAGAUCCCCUUCCUGACUGAGAUGCCUGAGGCUAAGCUGGUCGACGAGGCUUACAACCUGGUGGUAGACGCCAUCUUCGGCUUUAGCUUCAAGGGGGCCGUGCAAGAGCCUUUCGGUUCCAUCCUGGACGUGUUGAAGAAGACGACGGUCCCCAUAGCCAGCAUCGACAUCCCCUCAGGCUGGGAUGUGGAGCAGGGCAGUACAGAUGGACUGCAGCCCGACAUGCUCAUCUCUCUGACUGCUCCCAAGAAGUCGGCCUCCUUGUUUAGAGGACGAUACCACUUCCUGGGAGGCCGGUUUGUGCCUCCGGGCCUAGAGAGGAAGUACCAACUCAACCUGCCUCAGUACCCCGACACGGACUGUGUGUUACAGCUGUAGCGGCUGUAGGUUUGAGGACAGGUUUCUGUGUCGUCUUCAAAGGAAGAGUUCAACAUUUCUCAUCUGCCUUUUUUCCCAAAAGAUAGAUGAGAAGAUCAAUACCACUCUCUUGAUUUUAUGUCGUGGAUGUAUGAAGAGUUGCAGGUCUGUGUCUGACUGAGGGUGGGGUUAAGUCACACACACAUACAGAUCAGAGGCCAUAGUGGACAGGAUAAAGCAUGUAUUUCAGCUGCGUUAACACAAAAUCCAGCAAUGCGGCACCUUCGUGCUGGGUUGUGCAGAGGCUCGUGGAGGUGUGGGCGUGUUUAUUCGUGCUUCAGAAUGAAAGCGGUGUCAAACAAUGACAAAAUUACAUUUUAUUUCUCUGAUUCACUGCUUUGUUCUCACUAACGCCUGUCUUCGUUCACUCUCUAGCUCCCUUGACCACCGCUGCUCCCUCUCUUUCACUCUUUUUUUAGACCACCUUUGAAUGGUGUGUUUAAAAACAGCAACAGACAAUCGGUAGUAUGCCUUUAAAUGUGUUGAUCUGGUUGGGUCCUGUUGUGUGGAUGACGGUGGGUGUGAUCUUAACAUGUGCUGUUAAUCCCAAUAAGGUGUCAUAAUAGAGCUUUAUUAGCUCUGUGGAAGCGAUUUCUUCAUGUGAAAACACUAAGAUUUAAAGCAUGGCUGCUUCAGCUAUAUGAUAAUGAAUAAGUAAAUAAAAAUGAU
Messenger RNA from Chelmon rostratus (copperband butterflyfish), 1718 nucleotides. RefSeq names its product NAD(P)HX epimerase (gene naxe). The transcript has 7 exons. Gene Ontology annotation, cellular component: mitochondrion. Bases 159 to 1010 code for a protein of 283 amino acids. The record is from RefSeq and is a predicted model, not a curated record. Lineage: Eukaryota; Metazoa; Chordata; Actinopteri; Chaetodontiformes; Chaetodontidae. Gene Ontology annotation, molecular function: NAD(P)HX epimerase activity.